AUGCUAAUAAUUGAUUCAUAUGCUUUUCAAUUUUGUUAUACUCUGAAAUCUCUUACAAUUACGUGCUCUGUUGCUUAUUUUAGUACCCAUGCAUUCGAUAGAUGCGACAAAAUGACAGAUCUGACACUAAAUUGUAAUGUAUCUAGAAUUGGAGAAAAUGCAUUUUUUACAUGUAAUUGCCUUAAGUCUAUAAGGAUUUAUGGUAAUUUAACAUCAAUCGAAAACUAUGCAUUUUCAGGAUGCCACUUAGUUGAAUCAAUUGAAAUAUAUGGAAGUGUAUCAUCAAUAGGAACAAAUUCAUUCAAAGAUUGUUAUAAACUGUCAAAGCUGGUUCUACCUAAUUGUUUGGCUUCAAUUGGUAAUGCAGCAUUUUAUGGAUGUUAUGAAUUAACUACAAUAUCAUAUAACGGAACAAUUUCAACAAUCGGUGAUAGUGCAUUUGCAAAUUGUUAUAAUCUUUCAUACCUUUCUUUGCAUGGUGAUGUAAUUACAAUUGGACAAUCUUCUUUUAUUAAUUGUAAGAAUCUUACAUCAAUAAUAAUAAACUGUAGCUUCUUAUCAAUUGGGUACGGUGCAUUUAAUAAUUGCCCAAAAUUAAAAUCAUUUUCACACAAUAGUUAUAUUACAAAUCUUGAUUCGAGUUCAUUUUAUAAUUGUCAAAGUCUUAUAUCAAUGAAUAUCACAGGAAAUAUCACAUCAAUCGGAUAUAAUACAUUUUCUGGCUGCGGUAGUCUUGAAACACUCAUCCUUGACUGUCCUCUUAUUUCAAUAGAUGAUAGUGCAUUAUAUUAUUGUAUGAAAUUGAAAUCAGUCGAAUUCCCAUCAACAUUGCAAUCAAUUGGAUAUACAGCAUUUUUUAAUUGCCAAAGCUUGAAAACAUGCAUUUUUAAAGGAAACAUUUCAACAAUUAAAACUAGGGCAUUUACAAACUGUUAUAAUCUUUCUUCACUGGAGUUAAAAGGUGAUUCAAUUAGAAUUUUAUAUGAAUCGUUUGGUUAUUGUCGCAAUUUAAUUUCAUUAUCAAUAUGUUGCAAUUUUGCAUAUAUUUCCUACUAUGCAUUUCCCAAAUGUUAUAAAUUAAUAAAUCUCACGCUUAAUUGCAAUUUGACAAGGAUUGGAUUUUAUGCAUUUUAUGCUUGUAAUUGUGUAAAAUCGAUAAUUCUAUAUGGAAAUAUGACAGAAAUAGAAGACUAUGUAUUUUCUCAAUGCUAUUAUGCAGAAUCUAUUGAAAUAUAUUGUAAUGCAACAUCAAUUGGAAUAUAUUCUUUCACAAAUUGUUAUAAAUUAUCAAAACUUAUAUUACCAAACACAUUGAACACAAUUGAAAGUAGAGCAUUCUACUUAUGCUGUUGUCUUCCAUAUAUUUCGAUUUCUUCCAAUAAUCUUUCUAUUUCCAGUUAUGCCUUUGGGAAUUGCUAUUCUUUGGUUGGUAUAACAUUUAAUUGUAAAUUACUGUCAUUAUCAAGCCGAGUUUUUGAUCAGUGUAAAAAUUUGAAAAGUUUAUACUUCAUGAGUGGAUCUGUAAAUAUAUCAUCACACUCAUUCACAUAUUGUCACAAUCUAACAUGUAUCACAUUUCAAUGUAAUUCUUCAACAAUGAGUUACCUUUGA
Messenger RNA from Trichomonas vaginalis G3, 1611 nucleotides. RefSeq names its product antigen BSP-related family. The transcript has a single exon. NCBI's taxonomy places the organism in Eukaryota, Parabasalia, Trichomonadida, Trichomonadidae. The coding region runs from base 1 to 1611 and encodes 536 amino acids. The record is from RefSeq and is a predicted model, not a curated record.